This is a messenger RNA of Anguilla anguilla (European eel), 926 nucleotides long. RefSeq names its product proteasome 20S subunit beta 6 (gene psmb6). The record is from RefSeq and is a predicted model, not a curated record. Gene Ontology annotation, molecular function: threonine-type endopeptidase activity. Lineage: Eukaryota; Metazoa; Chordata; Actinopteri; Anguilliformes; Anguillidae. The transcript is spliced from 6 exons. Gene Ontology annotation, cellular component: proteasome core complex. Bases 67 to 762 code for a protein of 231 amino acids.
GAUCGUGGCAAACUACUCCACAAAAUAGAGAUUCACUAUGAAGUAGCUCACAAAUAGGAAAACAAGAUGGCAACGGCUAUGGCAAUGAAUCGGAUUCAGCAUCUCUCUGGUUCCAAUAAUUUGGUCCCUGACUGGCUGAGCAAAGAAGUCAGCACUGGGACCACGAUCAUGGCGGUGGAGUUCGAUGGAGGCGUUGUGAUCGGCGCAGAUUCCCGGACAACCACUGGUGCCUACAUCGCCAACAGAGUAACCGAUAAACUGACCCCAAUCCACGACCGCAUCUUCUGCUGCCGCUCUGGUUCAGCUGCUGACACACAGGCCAUCGCAGAUGUUGUCACCUACCAGCUGGGCUUCCACAGUAUUGAAUUGGAUGAGCCCCCACUGGUGCAGACAGCUGCCAAUCUGUUCAAGGAGAUGUGCUACCGGUACCGGGAAGAGCUGAUGGCCGGGAUCAUCGUGGCAGGCUGGGAUAAGAGGAGAGGUGGACAGGUUUACACAGUGCCUGUGGGAGGGAUGCUGGUGAGGCAGCCAGUGUCUGUGGGUGGUUCUGGCAGCACCUAUGUCUAUGGAUACGUGGACUCAAACUACAAGACUGGCAUGAACAAGGAGGAGUGCCUGCGCUUUACUGCAGGAGCCCUUUCUCUGGCCAUGGAGAGAGACGGCUCCAGCGGGGGGGUGGUGCGCCUGGCCUCCAUCUCUGAGGAGGGGGUGGAAAGACGGGUCAUUCUGGGGAACGAACUGCCCAAAUUCUCCACCGCUUAGCUGCAAAAGUAAAGAAGUUCCACAGAAUUGCUCUGCCUAAUGUGCUGUGCUUUCAUUUUCCUGUGUAAACAUACUGAAAGACCAUUUAAUUGUUUUGUAAUGCUCUUUGAUGAAAAAGAAGCAGAACAGUUUUUUUUUCAAUAAAAUCAUUUAAUGCAAAGGUA